UGUAAAGAUAAAACUAUCUUUGGAAUUGUCUGUCUUCAUUUUUAUAAAAGAAUCUCACAUAUUAUUCCAAUAUCAACAUCUCCAAGGAAUCCAUAAAAGUUAGCUAAUUAAUUCUAUAGUCAUGGAUACAAGAUUUUUUCACUCAUUUAUUUUGUCAAAAAUAUUUUUCACUCACUAAAACAUAAUUUUCCAGCACAAAACAAAAUUUACUUUUAAAUAAGCAUAAUCAAAUAAUAAAAUGGGUUCAACAAAAGUCAAGAAACAUAAUCCUUAUAUAUUUGAAAAAUCCAUCGUUUAAAAAUGAUAUAAUUAUUAAUGGGAAUAAAAAAUUUCAACGGCGAAAAGAAAAGGGACAACUUUAUUGUACAGCAUAUUUGCUUUAUUUGUACUGAGAAAGAACUUUUUCACAGUUGUAAAAUAAAAUAAAAAAACAUUUUAUAUUUCUUUUUAUUAUGCAAAAAAAAAAAAUCUUCUAUAACUAAUCACUCCCUAUCUCUUCUUGUUUCCCCGUCCCCUGUUCUCACCAAACUCACAAGGUCUCUUCUCUUCUCUUCUCUUUCUCUCUCUAACACAUGAGAGAACAAAAUUAUCAGCUCACAAUCGCAGCCGUUGAUUAUAUCGCCACCGUCGUAGUAGAAGAUGGAGAACACUCAAGAUUUCUCGCCGCCUCACAUGGAUGCUUCUCGGCCGUCACUAGGAUUCCCUCUCGGCACAGCUCUGCUUCUUAUAAUCAUUUUCAGCCUCUCCGGAAUAUUCUCUUGUUGUUACCAUUGGGACAAACAUCGUUCUCUCCGCCGCUCUUUGGCCAAUGGUCGUCCCUCCUCCGCCUCCGCCGACAUCGAGUCUAAUCCUUACAAACCUAAACCUCCUUUUCCGGACAUGAAGAAACCUCAGAAUCUGAGCGUGCCGGUAUUAAUGCCUGGAGAUAAUACACCCAAAUUCAUAGCAUUGCCGUGUCCGUGUGCGCCACCUCGACCGGAAAAACCCACCGUAGAUGUCCAAACUCCGCCGCAAUCGCCACCUGUCAAGCCACCGCGUUUUCCUGUUCCUUUGUAUUAGAUUUAAUUAGCUAUAAGAUAACAAAAAAGGCGGAAAAAAUGUCGAAAUAUCUCGUUUUUAUGUACAUAUGGAUCAUAAAUUUUACAAUUUAAUUUUUUUAUCACUGAUUAUUUAUUUUUGUAUUCAGUUGCUAUAAAAUGAAGUGGUCUGAUUGUGC
Molecule: messenger RNA, 1216 nt
Organism: Arabidopsis lyrata subsp. lyrata
Lineage: Eukaryota; Viridiplantae; Streptophyta; Magnoliopsida; Brassicales; Brassicaceae
Exons: 2
Coding region: 640-1059 (139 amino acids)
Source: RefSeq, a predicted model, not a curated record